UAUAUAUAUAAUCAGUCUAAGCAAAGAAGAAACAGAUAAAAUAGAAAAAGGUUAAGAGAUUAUCAUAAAAUGGCAAUCACCAUGAAAAGUUUAGUUGCAAUUAUUUUCACUGCCCUCCUCAUCGUAUCUUCUGUUCAUUGUCGUAUGACAACUAUUAGUACUCCAGGUUAUGGAAUAAAGCAGGAGGAUCGUCGAUGCCUCCAAGGACCAGAAGGAACAAAAUUAUGUAGUUCUGGAUCAGUACGCGACUGCCUUAAGUUUUGUGUAAUUCGUGGUUAUUCUAGUGCCACAUGUAUUACUCCUGAUGAAUGUUGUUGUCACAUUCCUCCAAACUAAAAUAAUUUAUUGGUUACAUAACGUACAUCUAUCACGAAAUAAAUAAACUUUCGAAAUUACUUUGA
Messenger RNA from Arabidopsis lyrata subsp. lyrata, 401 nucleotides. Its product is annotated as defensin-like protein 108. The transcript has 2 exons. Bases 70 to 336 code for a protein of 88 amino acids. NCBI's taxonomy places the organism in Eukaryota, Viridiplantae, Streptophyta, Magnoliopsida, Brassicales, Brassicaceae. The record is from RefSeq and is a predicted model, not a curated record.